This is a messenger RNA of Sycon ciliatum, 1263 nucleotides long. RefSeq lists its product as uncharacterized. Bases 1 to 1263 code for a protein of 420 amino acids. The record is from RefSeq and is a predicted model, not a curated record. NCBI's taxonomy places the organism in Eukaryota, Metazoa, Porifera, Calcarea, Leucosolenida, Sycettidae. The transcript has a single exon.
AUGGAUGAUGAGAAGGAAAACGGAUUAAGGAGACUGAAGGGAAACAUCAUGAGACUGUACAAGAGAGAGGCCGACAUCAAUACCUCCAAUAACGGACGUCAACUAACGAGAAGGGAGAAGGAGACCCUCUCCACCUUACGGAGGAAUGAAGGAAUCGUGGUUAAGCCAUCUGACAAGAGUAAGGGAUUUGUAGUGAUGUCUCGUGACAGUUAUGUACAGAAAGCGAAUGUCAUGUUGGAGUGUCGGGAUAGUUAUGAGCGCUGUGACGUGAAGGUAGAAGACCUUGACAAACACACACGCAAGGAAGUCGCUGAGAUCACCCAACACAAGCUACCACAACCACUCGCCAAAGCCAUUCUCCCACAUAACUCACGACUGAGCCAAUUCUACGGUCUACCCAAAGACCACAAGCCAGGUCUUCCGCUGCGCCCAGUUGUGUCUACGUGCGGUUCGUCAAUGGAUAAUGUCUCCUUGUUACUGGAACGUAUCCUUAAUCAGUUGUUGAAGUUCGUUCCAGCACAUUUGACCAGUACAAAGGAGUGUAUUGACGUGUUGAGUGAUGUUGGUGUUCUUCCCGAUGAUUGUAUCAUUGCCUCACUGGAUGUUGUCUCGUUGUAUUCUAACAUACCAGUUGUCGAGAGCAUUGAUGUCGUCAUGGAGUUCUUGGAGUUGCAUCGGAAGGAAGUAGAUAUGUUUCACCUGUCACUGUCGGAUGUUCGGGAGCUCCUGUCAGUCGUGUUAUCGUCCAACUACUUCGAAUUUUACGGUGUCCAGUACCGGCAGCGGAAAGGCCUGGCAAUGGGCAACCAUCUCGCACCCCCAAUGGCAAUCAUUUUCAUGUCGAAGCUCGAGUCGGAGGCGAUGGCUAUGUUUCCGUGGACGCCUCGCUUGUAUCGUCGCUACAUCGAUGAUUGUCUGGUAGUAUGGUGUCAUGGUCUUGUCAAGUUGAUGGAGUUCGUGCAGUACUUGAGCAGCAGACACCCAGACAUACACUUCACAGUAGAACACACCCAGCAGAAUGUCUCGCACACAGUCAGCUACCUCGACUUGUCUAUCUCUGUGGCGACUGGUGUUGUGCAGUGGGAGUUGUUCGUUAAGCCCAGUCAUAGUGGUGUCCAUCUAUCGUACGAGUCUUCAUUGCCAUUGGGGGUGAAGCGUUCGGUUGCCCAGGAGCAGUUUCGGCGCGCAAAUAGCAACGCGUCAACCGACAGGGGGAGGGAGCGGGGAGAGAAGAAGAUCGAGACAUUACUACGAGAAAAGUAA